AUGCCUACCACUGUGUCUUCCCGUCAGCUUCCCUAUGCUGACCACCUCCGUGGCGCCCAGUAUAUUGAGGACUGUCCUCCUCAGGACUACUGGUACUCAGAACAAGCCACCAACAUGAACUUCGGCAGCAGCAACCCCUACCGCUGCAACUCUCCAGAGUCGCUCUGCCGCCGACCCAGUACCGAUUCGCUCCGCUCGGUACCUUCCAUCGAUUUCUCGGGCACACUGGAACACCACCCAGUGUACCCAAAGACAAGUUGGGCGAGUAGUCGUCCUCGUCCCCGCCCCAGGAGCUACCCAGAAACUCAAAGGUACUCCCCCGAUUCUGGCCUGGUCAAUCCGGAUGUCAUCGACCGGAUGGACAACGUGGGCGACCUCAUGUAUCACCAUGAGGGCCCUUACGAUGCCGUGUGCAGAGAGCGGAAUCGCAAGAACCAGAUGAGCCCGCUGGAGGCUGUCAGCCGAUCGAACGAGGAGGCCCUCAGAGCUACCCCUCGCGAGCGGAUCGUCGACAGUGUCCGCAACAACCGGCCCCUGGAUGGCACCGCUUUCUACCCACCGGGUAUUACGGACAACGGUGGGAACACGUACGACUACGAAGAGGGAGCCAAUAUGAUGAGUGACUUCGGGAAUUUCAUGCGCGAUCCUGGAUUUAAAUUCCGAGACGAGGACUUCAAAAACGACCGGUUCUACACGGAUCCGCCGCCCAAGCCUUACAUUUUCGUGGCCAAGGUGCUCAAGCGCUGUGGAUUCAAACGCAUCCCCGUCUAG
Molecule: messenger RNA, 771 nt
Organism: Aspergillus chevalieri
Lineage: Eukaryota; Fungi; Ascomycota; Eurotiomycetes; Eurotiales; Aspergillaceae
Exons: 2
Coding region: 1-771 (256 amino acids)
Cellular component (GO): cytoplasm
Source: RefSeq, a predicted model, not a curated record